Molecule: messenger RNA, 1445 nt
Organism: Spizellomyces punctatus DAOM BR117
Lineage: Eukaryota; Fungi; Chytridiomycota; Chytridiomycetes; Spizellomycetales; Spizellomycetaceae
Exons: 2
Coding region: 1-1440 (479 amino acids)
Molecular function (GO): acid phosphatase activity; inositol phosphate phosphatase activity
Source: RefSeq, a predicted model, not a curated record
AUGGGCCUGGUGGCAACCUCCUUUGGUGCAAUCCCUGACCCAAUCAUUGAUAACACGCUCCCGAUUCUGGCAAAGCCAUCGCUGGACCAUGCCAUUAGUACAAAGUCUCCCUACAAUAUUCCGGACGUUGGGAGCGUCGUCUCUACUUAUUCGAACGCGCCAAAGCCGCGAACAAAGUACCGCAGGGCUGGGGAGGGAACCUGCACAACGGUUCAGGUUCAACUCGUGGCGCGACAUGGGACGAGGAAUCCCACUAAGGGGGACUUGAAGAAAUUCACUUCUACCCUUGAUAAGCUCAAAUCCUACGUUCCAGUUGAUCCCAAGCUGGCAUUCCUGAGCAACUUUCAACUCCCAUGGAGCGACACCGUGGCGGGGUUAUUGACCACCCAAGGCGUACAAGACCACGUUGACCUUGCCAAGCGCAUCAAACAACGCUACCAAGCUAUCCUUGCCGACCCGAAAACUUUGCAAUGGGCCUCUACGAAUGUUUCCCGCUCCAUUGCGAGUGGUCAGUCCUUUAUCAGGGGAAUGGUGGACGAGCCGAAUGUUGACACCGCAAUAACCGCCCUUAAAAACGCUAUUGUCCCUAAAGAACUUGAUGCCGAUCUCCGUCCGCAUGAAGCCUGCAAAAACUACGUGGACGCCAAGAAUACCCAAAAAUAUCUACAACAACCUGACACCCAGUUUAAGUCAGCUCGAUACCCCGCUAUUAUUCUACGCUUGGCGAACGACUAUCAGUUGAAAGGCUUGGACGAACAAGAUAUUACCAACCUCUUCAAACUCUGUGCAUUCGAAAACACGAUCCAGGGCAAAAUAGACGGGUUCUGCUCCCUAUUCCGUCCCGAUGAAUUCAUCAUGGCCGAUUUUGCUGAAGACUUGGGGUUCAAUUUUGUUAAAGGAUACGAAAUUCCGAUUAACGAACAGUUGGCUUGUUCCCUCGUUACAACCGUCUCCAACAACAUGGAUAAAAUCGUUUCCAAUGCAGCUGAUGCUGCCAAGGGUAUCUUUAAAUUCGCGCACGCCGAGACGAUUGCACCCAUCAUUACCACCUUGGGUCUCUUCAAGGGUGAUCGGCUCGCCGGGAACGCUACGGACGAACAGAUCCUCUCCCGCGCAUUCAAUGGGAAAACAUUUUCUCCCUUUGCUGGGAAUGUCAUCUUUGAGCUCAACAAAUGCGCCGACAACAGCUACAAUGUCCGCGUACUCUCUGAUGAAGUCCCUGUCGUUGUCCCUGGAUGCCCCAGUGAGGUUUGCCCUCUCGAAACAUUUAAGAAUGCACUUAAAGGCAAAAUUGGCUGUGACUUUGAUGCAGGAGUAUGCAGGAAUCUUGCACCGACAAUUGGUGGAGCUGCUACAAUCAAGACCCUUGGACCUGUUGGUGCAGGGACAAACCAAACAUCACCAAUCGGUCAACCAUACGAUGAUGAAGAUGAAGAAUAAGAUGG